AUGACUUCUAACGAUUCUAAAUUAAACGAUCAAUCCGCUAGUCAUACGAUAUUAGACAAAAUUAAUGCAAAUAACUCAGAUACAAGUAUUAAUAAGGUUCCAGAUAUAAAUGAUUUUACAAUUAUUAAACCAAUUAGUCGGGGUGCCUUCGGUAAAGUAUUUCUUGCUCACAAGAAAAGUAAUGAAGAACAACUGUAUGCCAUCAAAGUUAUGAAAAAGUCUGAUAUGAUAAAUAAGAAUAUGGUGACUCAAGUUGUGACAGAGAGAAAUGCAUUGGCUUUAUCAAGAAGUCCAUUUUGCGUACACUUGUUUUAUUCACUACAGUCAGCAUCUUCUGUCUACCUGGUCAUGGAAUAUAUGGUAGGUGGAGAUAUGAAGUCACUUUUAGGUGUUUAUGGAUUUCUGGAGGAGCCGAUGGCUGUUUUUUAUAUAGCAGAAGUUACUUUGGCACUUGAAUAUUUACAUAAACAUAAUAUUGUCCAUAGGGAUUUGAAGCCAGACAAUAUGUUGAUAUCUAAAAGUGGUCAUGUGAAACUAACAGAUUUUGGAUUAUCUAAAAUAGAAAUACACAGGGAUUUGGAAAUAUCAGAUUUCGUUAAUCGAACACCAAGUCUCAAUAUGCGCACACCAGGACAGCUAUUAUCAUUAACAUCGCAUUUAUCAUUUGGCUCGGGAGGCGACAGCACAAACAACUUGACUGAAACCUGUGAGAACCUUCUUGAUGAGCUUAAACAAACUACUAAAUUAAAAAGCAUAUUUAGUGCUUUAGAACACUCACCAUUACUAGAUCACUCACAGUUGUCAGGGAUUCAUCCUUUCAUGAGUGCUGAAAGCAUCAACUUGGAUGACAUUGUUAACCAAGACUCCGGAUCGGAAUCCCAAAGUUCAUACCACACAUGUGAGAGUUCAAAGAAUAGUACAAACUCGAAGAGCAAUAAAUCUACUGAUGUCAGUAGUACAAAUGGUUCUUCAUUAGAUUCAAAUAUAUUUACAAAUUCUCAACACGAUCAGUCCACAUCACCUCUAUGUAGAGGACAAUCAUUAAAAAGGAUACCGAGUUUCAGAGCAAAGAAAAGAAAAAGAAUUUUAGACUGUGAUGAUGAUACUCCAACAGGUGUUACUAGUUUGGCAGAAUCUAAAGAAAACCACAGCGGGCUCACACAGGAAAUAAUGGCUUUAGAAUUGGAAGUCAGUCAAAAUACACCAAAGAGAAUGUCAAUUCAGCCAACCCCUGAGAGACGAAAGAAUCCGCUCAAAGGAGUUUUAAAAAAGAGAUGGGUUUCACAAAAUGAUAGCCACCAUUUCAAUGUAGGCGUAAUAUUUUCCACUCCUGUAUCAAAGAAUAAAUCGCCAGAGACAAAAAAGAAGGCAACCAGAUUCAACUUGCCCUUUAAUGACACAGUGUCAAGUGAGAAAGAAAGGUCAUUCACUUUUGGGAAACAUAUAUCUACUAGCUUAGAAAUUUUUCCUACAAGAAGACUGAGUAAAGGCGAGGGUAGCAGAUCUCCCACUGAAGUAUGUAAGACUCCUCUAGCUACUGUCCACACCCCGUACAGAACACCGAAGAGCGUACGACGUGGCAAUGUUUCCGACCAGAGGAUACUCGGCACGCCAGACUACCUCGCGCCUGAACUGUUGCUCAAAAAGGGUCACGGUCCGGCAGUUGACUGGUGGGCUCUUGGCGUGUGUUUGUAUGAAUUUAUGACAGGAGUCCCGCCCUUCAAUGAUGAAACACCACAGGCUGUUUUUAACAACAUCCUCUCAAGAAAUAUAGAAUGGCCUGAAGAUGACGAGGCUUUAUCCACGGAGGCUGUGUCAGCGAUAGAAGCCUUGCUAACGAUGGAGCCGCAGGAGCGACCCGCGGCUACCGAGGUCAAGGGAAUGGCUGUGUUCAGGAACGUUGAUUGGGACAACCAGUUACAAGCUGAGCCGCCCUUCGUACCGACCCUCGAUGAUAUAUACGAUACGGGUUAUUUUCAAGGUGAGCCAUUAUUGUUGUUCAAAUUCACAUAUACCUUAUAG
Molecule: messenger RNA, 2022 nt
Organism: Danaus chrysippus (African queen)
Lineage: Eukaryota; Metazoa; Arthropoda; Insecta; Lepidoptera; Nymphalidae
Source: the annotation of a GenBank genome assembly